GAAUGUUGAACAAGAUGACCUUACAUCCACAGCAGAUAAUGAUAGGUCCUAGGUUUAACAGGGCCCUAUUUGACCCCCUGCUUGUGGUGCUGUUGGCUCUUCAACUUCUUGUGGUGGCUGGUCUGGUUCGAGCUCAAACCUGCCCUUCGGUGUGCUCCUGCAGCAACCAGUUCAGCAAGGUGAUUUGUGUUCGAAAAAACCUUCGUGAGGUUCCUGAUGGCAUCUCCACCAACACAAGGCUUCUGAACCUCCAUGAGAACCAAAUCCAGAUCAUCAAAGUGAACAGCUUCAAACACUUAAGGCACUUGGAAAUCCUCCAGUUGAGCAGGAAUCAUAUUCGAACCAUUGAAAUUGGGGCCUUCAAUGGUCUGGCGAACCUCAACACUCUGGAACUCUUUGACAAUCGUCUUACCACCAUCCCGAAUGGAGCUUUUGUGUAUUUGUCUAAACUGAAGGAGCUGUGGUUGCGCAACAACCCCAUUGAAAGCAUCCCUUCCUAUGCUUUUAACAGAAUCCCUUCUUUGCGCCGCCUAGACUUAGGGGAAUUGAAAAGGCUUUCAUACAUCUCAGAAGGUGCCUUUGAAGGUCUGUCCAACUUGAGGUAUUUGAACCUUGCCAUGUGCAACCUCCGCGAAAUCCCUAACCUCACUCCACUCAUCAAACUGGACGAGCUAGAUCUUUCUGGGAACCAUUUGUCUGCAAUCAGGCCUGGCUCUUUUCAGGGGUUGAUGCACCUUCAAAAACUGUGGAUGAUACAGUCUCAGAUUCAAGUGAUUGAACGCAAUGCCUUUGAUAACCUCCAGUCACUAGUGGAGAUCAACCUGGCACACAACAAUCUGACAUUAUUGCCUCAUGACCUUUUCACGCCCUUGCAUCAUCUAGAGAGGAUACACCUUCAUCACAAUCCAUGGAACUGUAACUGUGAUAUCCUGUGGCUUAGCUGGUGGAUAAGAGACAUGGCCCCCUCGAACACAGCUUGUUGUGCCAGGUGUAACACUCCCCCUAAUCUGAAAGGGAGGUAUAUCGGAGAGCUGGACCAGAAUUACUUCACAUGCUAUGCUCCGGUGAUUGUGGAGCCCCCUGCAGACCUCAAUGUCACUGAAGGCAUGGCUGCUGAGCUGAAAUGUCGGGCAUCUACAUCCCUGACUUCUGUGUCUUGGAUUACUCCAAAUGGAACAGUCAUGACCCAUGGGGCAUAUAAAGUGCGGAUAGCUGUGCUCAGCGAUGGCACAUUAAAUUUCACAAAUGUAACUGUGCAAGACACAGGCAUGUACACAUGUAUGGUGAGUAAUUCUGUUGGCAACACUACUGCUUCUGCCACCCUGAAUGUUACUGCGGCAACCACUACUCCUUUCUCCUACUUCUCGACUGUAACAGUAGAGACUAUGGAACCUUCUCAGGAUGAGGCACGAACCACAGAUAACAAUGUGGGCCCCACUCCAGUGAUCGAUUGGGAGACCACCAAUGUAACCACAUCUCUUACGCCACAGAGCACAAGGUCGACAGAGAAAACAUUCACCAUCCCAGUAACUGACAUCAACAGUGGAAUCCCAGGAAUUGAUGAGGUCAUGAAAACAACCAAAAUCAUUAUUGGGUGUUUUGUGGCCAUCACGCUCAUGGCUGCUGUGAUGCUGGUCAUUUUCUACAAGAUGAGGAAACAGCACCAUCGGCAAAAUCACCAUGCUCCAACAAGGACUGUUGAAAUCAUUAACGUGGAUGAUGAGCUCACUGGGGACACACCCAUGGAAAGCCACCUGCCCAUGCCUGCCAUUGAGCAUGAGCACCUAAACCACUAUAACUCUUACAAAUCUCCCUUCAACCACACGACAACAGUAAACACAAUAAAUUCAAUACACAGUUCAGUGCAUGAACCGUUAUUGAUCCGAAUGAACUCUAAAGACAAUGUACAAGAGACUCAAAUAUAAAACAUUUACAGUUACAGAAAACAAACAAUCAAAAAGACAGUUUAUUAAAAAAUGACACAAAUG
Molecule: messenger RNA, 1988 nt
Organism: Peromyscus eremicus (cactus mouse)
Lineage: Eukaryota; Metazoa; Chordata; Mammalia; Rodentia; Cricetidae
Gene: Lrrc4c
Product: leucine rich repeat containing 4C
Exons: 1
Coding region: 3-1925 (640 amino acids)
Biological process (GO): regulation of axonogenesis; synaptic membrane adhesion; modulation of chemical synaptic transmission
Cellular component (GO): glutamatergic synapse; postsynaptic density membrane; plasma membrane
Molecular function (GO): cell-cell adhesion mediator activity
Source: RefSeq, a predicted model, not a curated record